AAUUGUGCUAACUCAUUUCAUUUUGCCUGUUUGUAUUAAUCGUGUGGAACGCCGCAAUGUAUUUGUCCCUUAUAAUUUCCAUAUUAUUGAACUGCCUGCGCCUUGGUCAGAGCGUAACAGACGUCGAUUGUCCUACGUUGGCGAACAGCGACAGCUUAUCGCAGACACAGUUAAUCGAUCGCCUCACGCACGAUUGUCGCUACGAUCGCCUGGAGCGACCGACGACCUACACGGAGGCUGGAGCCCGUCUCCCCGUCGAUGUUUACAUGCGUGCCUACAUCUAUUUCAUGCAAAACCUAGAGGCUCACGAUCUGCAAUUCAAGAUCUAUGCACUACUGCAAAUGCGCUUUCUCGAUCCCCGGCUCAAUUUUCGCAAUGUUUCGCCCAAACGACUGCAGCCCAUUUUGGGUGAACAGCAAUUGCGCGAUUCUAUCUGGCUGCCGCACAUAUUUUUGGCCAACGAGCGCGACUCCAGUAUUUUGGGCACAACGGAGAAGGAUAUAUUGACAUCGAUAUCGCCGGACGGCACUGUGAUUGUCUCCUGGCGCAUUAAGGCCACGCUCUAUUGCUGGCUAAACCUGAAGAAAUUUCCCUUUGAUGAGCAACACUGUUCCACGGUGCUGGAGAGCUGGAUGUACAACACAUCCGAGCUGGUGAUGCAUUGGGAGCAAAAGCGUCCAAUUACGUAUGAUCCGGCCUUGCAUCUGACCGAAUUUGUGCUGCAGAACUCCUGGUCCAAUGAAACGGUAAUCAAUGCCGAUCUGAGUGAUUUGCGUCAUGGCGCCUUCGCUGGCAAUUAUAGUUCCCUCAGCUUUACAGUUCAUCUGAACCGUGUGGUUGGCUUCUAUCUGAUGGAUUAUUUUCUGCCUUCGAUGCUAAUUGUGGCCAUCUCAUGGGUAUCCUUCUGGCUGCAGGCUGAUCAAGCACCGCCACGCAUCACCCUCGGCACUAGCACGCUGUUGACCUUCAUUACACUUGCCUCAGCACAGGGCAAAACGUUGCCCAAGGUCAGCUAUAUAAAGGUGUCGGAGGUAUGGUUUCUCGGCUGCACCAUAUUCAUAUUUGGCAGCAUGGUCGAAUUUGCAUUUGUGAACACGAUUUGGCGGCGUAAACACAAUGUACCGGUGAGGAAGCUCAACAGUCGCCACAUACUCAAGUCGACGCUGUCGCCGCAUUUGUUGCGACGUCGCAGUCAUGCUCGAUCCCGUUCCUUCUCCGGCAUUGGACGGCAGACGGACGCCAGCUCCCUGUCCGGUAAUGUACCGUUCAAUAACUAUUUAACGGUCAAUUUACCAAUAAAUACAAUAAGAGAGGGUCAAGUGAUGCCGGCAACGGCGACAAGACCAUUACCAUUACCAUUAGCAGCACCUAACAGGAGCAGCGUGCAUAUGCUGACCAGUAGCAAUCGUAAAUUGGAUGUUACGUUUGUGGAGAGCGCUUUCGGCACUGCUGCAAGUGCAACGCGAAAUACCAUGGCUGCCACCAGCAUGGAACUACCCGAUUUUACCAGCAACAGCACACACAAUCUCUUGGGCGGUGAGGAGUUCAGUCAUGAGGAACAGAUUGCUUCGACGGGUUGGACGACGUUGACACCACAGGAAAUUGCUAUUUGGAUUGAUAGCCGAGCGCGUUUUGUAUUUCCACUGGCAUUUGUCGUAUUCAAUAUGUUCUUUUGGACAUUUGUCUAUUGUAUUUGAAAGUCAUAAUGUUUUUAAUGUGCUGUACUUAUUAUUGUUAAGGUCAAUUUUGUAUGUAAUUUUUAUGUUUGCUUGAUUAAAUUGUGAAUUUCAA
Molecule: messenger RNA, 1791 nt
Organism: Drosophila grimshawi
Lineage: Eukaryota; Metazoa; Arthropoda; Insecta; Diptera; Drosophilidae
Product: pH-sensitive chloride channel 2
Exons: 3
Coding region: 57-1697 (546 amino acids)
Biological process (GO): nervous system process; signal transduction; chloride transmembrane transport
Cellular component (GO): membrane; neuron projection; synapse
Molecular function (GO): neurotransmitter receptor activity; chloride channel activity; transmembrane signaling receptor activity
Source: RefSeq, a predicted model, not a curated record